CAUCCAUCCUUCAAGCUUACAAUUUUUGGUGGCUGUACGUACAAGACAUGGCGCACCAAGCACACAACAUCCCCUGGGAGGCGUUAGCCUCCUCCUACAAACUCGCAAAAGUCGGACCUCGUGGAACAUCAGAGCGGCACACGGUUUUCGAAGCUAUCCCCGGCGAAGCGGCGGAGAAGAAGCGCAUGCAUUUUGUGCGCGUCUUCUUGCGCACGCUGGAAGAGUUCUCGGAGAGCGAGCGGCGCAAGUACCCGGAAGUGACUAUCGAAGACGACGACGACGAUGACGAUACCCCGAUCUUUGGAGACGAGGCUGUGCGCAAAGUCUACGCGUACUUCGAAUCACCAUAUGGAGAACCAAGAGGCGAUGAUAUUGACGGCCAGCGCACGGGACGUGGCUGGAAAGAUCCUUUCGACACGGUCUCAGAUAGGCGCGCUGGGAUUGUCAUGGCUUUGAUUGCCACCAACGAAAUCGAGCCACUCCUCAGGCUUGCCAAAUUAAAAAGCAGACCUUUGCAGCGCGUGCUGCAAUAUAUGGGUGCCGAUCCCGGCUGGCGUAAUCUUUUCCAGACGGCCCUCACGGCGUAUCUUUUUCUCAAUCUGGUAUACACCAGGCCGCAGCUGUGGAUGCCGGAGGGGUCAGAGGGCGGCGGCAAAGACUUCCAGCGAGACUAUCGCGAUAUGGAGGGUUGUCGCCGGAUGCUCAAGGGCUGCACCGAAGGCAGGGAACAAGACACGUGGGCCAUUCCCCACCGCGAGUUCUUUGGGCGUGAGUUCAGUUACUUUGAGGACAGCACAAAGCUCAAGGAAGAGGGCGUCGACCCUUUGAAUCCAGGAAACUUGGAGCGCCUCAGGGAUUAUCUUAAGUUGUGUUGGAACCACCUUGUUCGCUCGCACGUGGUCGCAAAAGAGGCAGGCUUGGAUAUUGAUUGGGAGAGCUAUAUAAAAACAGAGAUAUCUUGGUUGAUAUCUUACGGCUCAUUUGUUGAAUUCUACUGAGUGCUACAGGCCCUCAAAGGGACAGUGUGUUUCAAUUAGAAUGAUCAAGUUCGAUUCUUCCAGACACGAACAUUGCAUGUACAAAGACUUCGAUUUAUCUGUUCCAGCAGGAGUAAGGUCAGAUGAUCAUGCAGUUACAACAGGUCAACGUGGGUCACGAGAGUACUUUAGAGAGCUCUGUAAUUCUGUAGAGAGAAAACAAAAAACUGGACAGGGAAUUCAAGCGACAACAUCAUAGCUAUUGGAUCACACCUCAACGUCUAAAG
This is a messenger RNA of Aplosporella prunicola CBS 121167, 1264 nucleotides long. RefSeq lists its product as uncharacterized. The record is from RefSeq and is a predicted model, not a curated record. NCBI's taxonomy places the organism in Eukaryota, Fungi, Ascomycota, Dothideomycetes, Botryosphaeriales, Aplosporellaceae. The transcript has 2 exons. Bases 48 to 998 code for a protein of 316 amino acids.